GUAAUGGAAGUAUGUUGCAGAUUGUGCCUUUACACUACCGGCGAGAUGAUAGACAUCUUCGACGAACGGGCGUGCGAGGCGAAAGUGUGCGAGAAGCUGAUAGCCCAUUUGAAUCUAAGCGUGAAAAAAGAAAGUUCGCUGCCGAAACAUAUUUGCCUCAAAUGUUGGCAAAAAGUGGAGGCCUUCGAAGAAUUCUACCGAGAGGUGGGCGAUAAUCAGGUUAUCCUUGCUUUCAACCAACCGGAUUCGAUCGUUUAUCAAGAGCCCUCCGCAAAGCCACCCUACAUCGCCGAGGAAGAAGAGUUCGCCACUGUGGCAGUUGCACCGACCGCUUCGCCGGAAGCCGAAAACGGUCCACCAUCCUACGAUGAGGUUCAACAGUUUAAGGUGGCGCACCGAAUAACAAUCCAGACCGUGCAAGGGGCGAACGAAGGAGCCGUAGAACCAUGCUACGUAGAAGUGCAAAUCCAAGAAACUGAUGAUGCACUCGAAAAAGAACCAACUAGCGAGGAUGGCAGCGAUCGACGAAGUGAUUUCAGUGGCCACGACGAGGGUACUGUUGUGGACAUUGAUGAAGGGUCAGAAUCAGCCGACAAUACGAUUACCAUACCCAAAUUGCUGCAGGAUGGAAAGUUUGUUGUUCGUGGCGGACAGCUGCGCAAGUACAUGGAAAAGUUUUAUGAUCUUGAAUGUGACAUUUGCAACCAUGGUGGGUGGCAAACGAUAGAAGAGCUUUUCAACCACUAUCAAACGAUGCACAGUACCACUGGAUACGUGGAGUGCUGCGGCCGUAAGAUGAGAAGACUGAAAUUGAUGGCAACACACAUGGCUACCCAUGUCCAGCCGGAAGCAUUCGAGUGCCCGAUUUGUAGAAAAAUUAUGACUUCCCAGCAGACGCUUCGCUUGCACAUUAAAAAUCAUUUACCGGAAGAUAAGCGACCUCUCCAGUGUAGCCACUGCCCUCGUCGCUUCAGCUACUCAAGCGUGCUGGCAACUCACCAGGCCUCGCAUCACAGCAAAGAGCAGAACACGCUCCUUGUGUGCAGCAUUUGCGAUCGGUCGUACCGUUCAACUAAAGGCUUGCAGGAACACAUGGCUGCGGUGCACGCCGACCACCAGCCGGACGGUAAUGGACCGGUAGUAUGCCACAUCUGCGCGAAGCAGUUUAAUAAUCGCUGCAAUUUGGCGUACCAUAUGACCACGCAUCAGCCACCAUUGCAUCAAGUGCAGUGCGAGGAGUGCGGCAAGUGGCUCAAAAACAAAGUCUGCUUGCGCAAACACAUGAUACAACACUCUCAGGUCAGGCAUCAAUGCGACCAGUGCGAUUACUCUGCCGUCAACGUGCAGUGCCUACAGAAUCACAUCCGGGUUAAGCAUUCGAACAAACGUCCGCAUGUCUGCGGCGAAUGUGGCAAAGCAUUCAAGCUCAAAACAAAUCUCCAGAACCAUAUGGUGCAGCACACGGGCGUGCACAAGUACGCGUGCGAGUUUUGCUCGCGAAAGUUCGCCUCGAGCGGCAACUAUUACGUCCACCGAAAGCGGAUGCACCCGGAAGAGUUGGCACAGCAGAAUAAGCAAAAGCAAGAAGAGAAACGGGAGUUUCGCGAACGAGCAAUUUUGGCAAAGAUAAAUACUGAAUCAAAGGUUAGCCAUCUGUCUUAAUUUUUGCGCCUCUAUCAUCGUAGUCGAUACGGCAGGGCGUACUUUAGUUUGUGAAUGAAAAAAUACACUGAUCGAUAACCGUAGUUCUGUACUCUUAUUGAAACUGCAAAUUUGAAGCACACGAGAUGUCACAUACGCAAAGAACCACUGUGGUCCGGAAGGUUUGCUCCAGACCAAGUUUUUGGUUUACUAGAACGAUAUUAACCCACUCUUCGAAGUACCAUAGUUGAGGGCCUUUCUAUUCUUUCUUGUCGAACUUGCCUCCGUAGAAGGGGAUGUAUGAGACGAUCACCCGCCAGUCGGUUAGGUAGCAUCCGAUUAACGCCGCUGCCGCUCCGUAGGCUCCAGCAGAUG
Anopheles bellator is the source of this 2016-nucleotide messenger RNA. Its product is annotated as zinc finger protein 16-like. NCBI's taxonomy places the organism in Eukaryota, Metazoa, Arthropoda, Insecta, Diptera, Culicidae. The transcript is spliced from 4 exons. Gene Ontology annotation, biological process: regulation of transcription by RNA polymerase II. The record is from RefSeq and is a predicted model, not a curated record. Gene Ontology annotation, cellular component: nucleus; chromosome. The coding region runs from base 4 to 1662 and encodes 552 amino acids. Gene Ontology annotation, molecular function: zinc ion binding; chromatin insulator sequence binding.